Molecule: messenger RNA, 2167 nt
Organism: Trichoderma virens Gv29-8
Lineage: Eukaryota; Fungi; Ascomycota; Sordariomycetes; Hypocreales; Hypocreaceae
Exons: 1
Coding region: 90-2006 (638 amino acids)
Biological process (GO): mitochondrial respiratory chain complex III assembly; protein insertion into mitochondrial inner membrane from matrix
Cellular component (GO): mitochondrial inner membrane
Molecular function (GO): ATP binding; ATP hydrolysis activity
Source: RefSeq, a predicted model, not a curated record
CCGGUCGGAACCCGCGUGUUCCCACAGACACUCCAGCAAUUCAUCAUCAAAACCACACACAUAGGAGCGCUCGCCGUUUGCAUCCCACCAUGGAUCCCUUCAUCAAUAUGUCGGCGCAGUUCCCUAACGGGGCUGUCCCCAAUCCCCGAUUCGUCCUCCUCGACUACUUCUUCCCGGGCUUCUCCAUGUUUACGUCGGCCCUGCACACUUACCUGGGCAUCGACCUCAACUUUUACAUCCCUCUACUUGUCGCCAUCUUCGGUCUGAAUUUUGUAUGGAGCUAUUUCAGCACCUCCGCGUGGGCAUGGAUCGACGAAUAUCUCAUGUCGUCAUUCAGGGUCCGCACUGACGACGAGAUUUACAACAUGCUGAUGCUCUGGAUUUCGCGACAAAAGUUUUCUCAAAACUCGCGACGGUUCCUGGUCAAUACCGACCUGUACUCUCGCAGUAGCUACAUCUGGGGAGGCUCCAACGACGAUAGCGAUGACGAGGACGGGGACGAGGAGAUCAGUGUCGAUAUCCUGGGCCCAAAGCAGACUCUGCACUAUACCCCUUCGUUCGGCUCUCAUCUGUUUUGGUACAAGGGCUGGCCUCUGUUCUUUGAACGCCACCAGAACCAGCAGCAAAUCAACUUCCAGAGUGCUAGCGAACGCGAGGAGCUUUCCAUCUCGUGCUUUGGGCGCAACCCGCGACUCCUCAAGGAACUCCUCCUGGAGGCCCGUCAGAUGUACCUCAAGAAGGACGAGCGCAAGACUCUAAUCUAUCGCAGCUCCAGUGGUUCUGCCUACGGUGGUGAGCCUUACUGGCAGCGCAGCAUGUCCCGUCCUAACCGCCCCUUCUCAACCGUCAUCUUGAGCGAGAAGAUGAAGCAGGAUCUGAUUGACGAUGCCGCCGACUACCUCAACCCUGCUACUCGCCGGUGGUAUGCUAACCGUGGUAUCCCCUACCGACGCGGUUACCUUCUCUACGGCCCUCCAGGUACCGGAAAGAGCUCGCUCAGUCUGGCUCUAGCUGGAUACUUCAGGAUGAAGAUUUACAUUGUCAGCCUGAGUUCCAUCAAUGCCACGGAGGAAGGCCUCACUUCUCUCUUCAGCAACCUGCCUACUCGCUGUCUUGUCCUCCUUGAAGACAUCGACACCGCUGGUUUGACACAUACUCGAGAGGAGCCAGAUGCCACGCCUGCCCCCGAUUCAAACCCAAAUUCUCCCAAGCCACCAUCUACCAAUACAGGAUCGGGUGGGCGCCUUUCACUUUCUGGCCUUCUCAACAUUCUGGAUGGAGUCGCUUCACAGGAGGGCCGUCUUCUCAUCAUGACAACCAAUCACAUCGACAAGUUGGACAAGGCGCUGAUUCGACCCGGCCGCGUAGACAUGAUUGUCCCCUUUAGCCUUGCUGACAAGACCAUGACCGAGUCCAUCUUCCGCGCCAUCUACGCUCCCUUUGAAAGCGAGAUUUCCGCGACCGAGCUGGCCCUCGGCUCCAAGAGCGGUACCAGCACGCCCAAGCGCAUCGAGCCGGAUGAGGAGGCAAAGGAACGGUGGGCCAGGCAGCAUGCGGAGAUUUCUCAGCGCAUUGAGGUUCUGUCUGUGCAGUUUUCUGCCAAGAUCCCCGAGCAUGAAUUCAGCCCUGCCGAGAUCCAGGGACUGCUUCUCAAGCAUAAGCGGUCACCUGAUGACGCCCUUGAGGCUGCAGAUGAUUGGGUGAUUCAGACUCGCAAGGAUAAGAAGGAGAAGGAAGUGCAGGAGGCUGAGAAGCGACGCAAGGAGCAGGAGGAAGAAGAGAAGAAGGCCAAGGCUGAAGAGGAGCAGAAGAAGAAGGAGAGCGAGGGCAACACGGCAAAGACUGAAGGCGUAGACCAGAAGAAGAGUGCCGAAACCAAGAGCGCCGAUGACACUCCCAAGGAGCCUCAAUCCACGGGAGAAGGAGAGGUCAAGGCGGAGACACCCGAGGUGGCUAAAGAUGAAAAGAAGAACACUGCAUCGGAUUCGGAGUAUGAGCGGGUGUGAAGCGUUGGACAGACGGAUAGUCAGAUGUCGGGUUGCAUAGCAUGGCGUUUCUGGGAUUGAGAGAUUUUGGCCUGGGCGAAAUAGCCCUUUUUUGGGAUAUCAAAUAGAAUAACUGAUGAAAUCAACUCCAAGAGCCUAUUCGUUUGAUAGGCUCAUGCAUG